AAAUUGAUUUAAAUUUAAAUUGAAUUUUUUUAAUGCUGUAAAAUCCUUUUGAAGAGGGAACCGAAAACUAAAUAUCCUCUCUCUGCUAGCGCUCUCCGAAUUUGGCUCCUCCUUACCCACCGCCAUCGCCACCCAUCGCUGCCGCGGGCUCCUACCUGAUACAUCAUCCUACCUCUUUCGAAUAUGAAAUUGAUUACUUUUUAUAACCUUUAAUUUUGUCGCUAGAAGAUCCGAACCCUUAGGUCUUGUGUUUCAAAGUCUGAAUCUUUUUAAGAUGGGAAAGAUCUCAAUAGCUAAUUCUCGAUACAGUUACAUAAACGAGGGUGAGUGGCCUUCUGGGUCAGUUGAUAUUCACAAUAUCAUUGUACGGAAGAGUUUUGUGAAGUCUUUCUUUGUACCCAUUCUUGUUUUUGUUCUGCUUCUACCAAUUGCCAGCUAUUUCUUCUCUUUCAAGCAGGAAAAUUCAGCCACUCUUCUUUUGUGGAGCUUUCUGCUGAGUGGACUUCUUGUCAUAUUAUUAUUGCUUUGGAAGCCUGUUGACAAAGAGUCUGUCAUCAUAAUGCCAGCCUUUGGAGUUCAGCUUGAAACUCACUAUUCUAGUGGAAGAAUCAUCCGCAGAUUUAUUCCUGCCGGUGAGAUUUUGAAACCUGUAUUAUUAGAAUGUGUUACCCCAGUAACUUGUUAUUGGAGCCUCUCUUUACUUGUGCGUGGGAAGGAAGAGCUGAUGUUGGUAUUCAAGGAACUUCGCCCUCCAACGAAGAUGUUGCUUCCCGUAUGGAAGGCCUUGUGUGCUAGCAUUGACAACAAAGAAAGUCCUGUCACAUAUAGGGAAGAUGGUUGAUGUCAUGGCCAUUACAUUUUUAUAUGUAUGCACAUCAAUUAGCAGAAAGAUAUCUGGAUUGCUGCACGUUAUACAGAUAGUGGAAAAAGCAUUGUCGUCAAAGUUCAAGAAACUAAUCCAUUAUUGUAGAAGAGGAUGGCCAUUAGAGAUCAUUGGCAAGUUUUCUGUCUGUUGCAAAAGGAAAUAGCUGAUGAGCUUUCAAACUCAAUUCAACAAGAAACCAUGUGCCCAUACU
Messenger RNA from Durio zibethinus, 1076 nucleotides. Lineage: Eukaryota; Viridiplantae; Streptophyta; Magnoliopsida; Malvales; Malvaceae. The record is from RefSeq and is a predicted model, not a curated record.